Messenger RNA from Capsella rubella, 943 nucleotides. RefSeq names its product transcription initiation factor TFIID subunit 7. NCBI's taxonomy places the organism in Eukaryota, Viridiplantae, Streptophyta, Magnoliopsida, Brassicales, Brassicaceae. The coding region runs from base 122 to 730 and encodes 202 amino acids. Gene Ontology annotation, cellular component: transcription factor TFIID complex. Gene Ontology annotation, biological process: transcription initiation at RNA polymerase II promoter; RNA polymerase II preinitiation complex assembly. The transcript has 5 exons. Gene Ontology annotation, molecular function: RNA polymerase II general transcription initiation factor activity. The record is from RefSeq and is a predicted model, not a curated record.
AAAUUUCUGACAUUACAUAACAAAGCAAUUAUGUUUCUCACAGUUCAAUAGAUUCUCGUCUCGUCUCUCUCUGCAUAAUCCAUUCGGCGAAGAUCUCAAGUUAAGCCGUUGAUACCUUUUGAUGGAAGAACAGUUCAUACUUAGGGUUCCACCGUCUGUUUCAGAGCGAAUUGAUCGGCUUUUGAGCGAGGAGGCUUCUACUUCCGACGAAAUCCCUUUGGAUUUGUGUUUUUCAGAGGAUGGGAGAAGCGGUACGUUUAUGAUUGGAAACGAAGAGUUCCCGGCAUCUCUGCUUGAUCUUCCUGCUGUUGUUGAGUCUUUUAAAACUUAUGAUGACUGUGCACUAGUCAAAACUGCUGAUAUCGGGCAGAUGAUCAUAGUUAGGGAGCCGGGUGAUCCCGCACCCAAUACAGUUGAAUACAGACAUGGUUUAACUCCUCCAAUGAAGGAUGCUCGAAAGAGAAGAUUUCGUCGAGAGCCUGACCUUAAUCCGGAGCUUGUACAGCGGGUUGAAAGAGACUUGUUGAAUAUCUUGAGUGGCGGAACAGUAGAAAAUGUAAAUGAGCAAGAGGAAGUAGCUGUAAACGAGAAUGCUCCUAAUGAAAAUAAGAUUGUUUCUUCUUCACCUACACCUGUUGAAAAGCCUGAAGCUCCUGAGACAGGCACUAGUAAUCCAACAGGAGUUGAGCCGGAGAGAAGUGAAUCAGAAGAUUCUGAUGACUCAAUGUGAGCUCAUUACAUAAAGAGAUUUUUCUUACAAAAGGUUAGAGUUUGAGCAAGUCCCGUCUUAGAAAAUCAUGGAUAAGUAUGUCCCCAUGAUUUGAUGAUGUCUUCUUCAACUUUGUUCAGUGAAAAUUUUGAUUUGUAUUCGAAGUACAGAACACAAAAGAUUCUGUUUGUCUAUCCUGAAUACGUGCAACCAUGUCUACCAUCAUUUUUUUUU